Lactuca sativa (garden lettuce) is the source of this 1035-nucleotide messenger RNA. The record is from RefSeq and is a predicted model, not a curated record. NCBI's taxonomy places the organism in Eukaryota, Viridiplantae, Streptophyta, Magnoliopsida, Asterales, Asteraceae.
AUGGAACGCUACAACAUGACAAUUAUCAACGAGUCGGGUGACGGUGUUAUCACCCAUAACCAUGUGCAUCAGAAGGAGUGUUCCUAUAAGGAAUUCUGGAAUUGCAAACCUAAAGAUUUCGAUGGGACGAAAGGAGUCCUUACUAUGAUGCAGUGGUUUGAGAAGACUGAAUCAAUAUUCGAAAUCUGCGAAUGCCUAGAAAGGAGCAUAGUGAAGUUGGCCGCUUUCACUUUCACGGAAAGAGCCCUCACAUGGUGGGUCAGCCAUGUGAAGUCACUAGGUCUUACAGUGGAAAAUUCAAUGGGUUGGGAGAACAUGAAAGAACUGAUGAGGGAAGAGUACUGCCCCAGAGGCGAGAUACAAAAGCUAGAGGAAGAGCUUUGGAAUCUCUCAAUGGAUGGGUUUGAAAUAGUGACCUACACUAAUAGAUUUAGUGAGCUAGUGGCACUAUGCCUAGAGAUGGUUACUCCCGAGAGCAAGAAAAUAGAGAGAUAUAUCUGGGGAUUAUCUCCUCUGAUGAUAGGAGAUGUUUUAUCAUCCAAUCCCAUCACUUUUGAUAGUGCCAAAUGCUUGGCACAUAGGCUUGUUGACCAUGAAGCCGGUCAAAACAUGAUUACCCCGAUUUCUGAAUCAUUAAAGGGGAAUGCCUGCAAGCGAAAGUCUGGGAAUGAUGAGAAAAGGGAAUCAACUCAGAAGGCAAAGAUUUAUGUUGCUACAACUCCUGUCAUCCCGAAAACUGCCAAAAAUUAUGCUGGAACACUUCUGAAGUGUGACAGGUGCACAUUUCAUCACACUAGAGCAUGCCGUGAGAUGCAUUGUAAAAAUUGCAACAGAAAGGGGCACACUGUUCGUUUCUGUAGAGCACCGGCACAACCUAUCUCCCAAGUCCCUAGCACUGGAUUCAGCCAUGCUUUCUAUGGGUGUGGCAAAACGGGGCACAUGAAGAGGGAUUUCCUAAUAACAAGGAACUCUGGCGCAGACGGAAGGAUACUAAUGAUCACCUCCACAGGAGAGACUACUCCGGAUCCACGUUGA